Molecule: messenger RNA, 3146 nt
Organism: Phalacrocorax carbo (great cormorant)
Lineage: Eukaryota; Metazoa; Chordata; Aves; Suliformes; Phalacrocoracidae
Source: RefSeq, a predicted model, not a curated record
UUCAUUUCCUCUCAGUGACACACAGCCCUGGCAGCGCUUGCCCUAACCCUCACCCGUCCUGCAGGGAUGGUGCUGGGACGCUCAAGGGGCGCAUCCCUGCCGCCCCCCGCCAUGCCCGCAGCUGCCCUCUGCCUGCUCUGUGGUGUGGUGAUGCCGGUCGCCAUGCUCUGCGCCGAGCCCCAGCCCCGCGUCGCCUUCUCCAGCGGGGACCCCCAACGGACCCUGACCCAUUUCAGCCAGGACAACGUCUCCCACUACGACAUCUUCCUCCUGCACGAGAGCGAGGAGGAGCUGUACGUGGGGGCGCGUGACCGGGUGCUGGCCCUCACCGUCGGCACCCCGGGCAGCAUCCGUGCCAAAGCCUCGAUAAUGUGGGGACCCACGGCCGAGAAAACCUCCGAGUGCGCUUUUAAGAAGAAGAGCCAGGAUACUGAGUGCUUCAACUUCAUCCGGGUCCUCGUGGCCCUGAACCAGACCCACCUCUACGUCUGCGGGACCUACGCCUUCAGCCCCGCGUGUACCUACAUCCACCUGGAGAACUUCACGCUGGUGUCCAACAGCAGAGGACAACCUUUCCUGGAUGGGAAGGGCCAGUGCCCCUUCGACCCCCAGCACACCUACACAGCCCUGCUGGUGGACGGCGAGCUCUACGCCGGCACCAUGAACAACUUCCAGGGCAACGAGCCCAUCAUCUCCCGCUCGCUGGGCAGCCGCACCCUGCUCAAGACAGAUGCCUUCCUCCGCUGGCUUUCGGCCGACGCCGCCUUCGUGGCCUCCUUCAGCAUCCCUGGAGAUGACAAGGUCUACUUCUUCUUUGAGGAGACGGCCGAUGAGUUUGAUUUCUUCGAGCGGCUCCUGGUGCCGCGGGUGGCCCGUGUCUGCAAGAGCGAUGUCGGGGGGGACAAAGUGCUGCAGAAGAAGUGGACGACGUUCCUGAAGGCCCAGCUGGUGUGCUCGCAGCCCGGCCUCUUCCCCUUCAACGUCAUCCAUCACGCCUUCGCUCUGCCCCGCCGCGAAGGCGGUGCCGACUUCUAUGCUGUCUUCACCUCGCAGUGGCAGGCGGGCAGGGCGGGCAGCGCAGCCGUCUGCGCCUACAGCCAGGAGGCUCUGGAAGAGGUCUUCGAGGGCAAGUACAAGGAGCUGAACAAGGAGAGCUCCCGCUGGACGGUUUACAGCGGCCCCGAGAUGAAUCCUCGGCCGGGCAGCUGCUAUAUGGGUCCCUCCUCUGACAAAGCCCUCACCUUCAUGAAGGACCAUUUCCUAAUGGAUGGGAAGGUGUCACCCACCCAGGGGAAGCCGCUGCUGGUGAAGACGGAUGUCACGUACACACGCAUCGCGGUGGAUGAGACUCAUGGUGUCUCAGGGGCCACCUACCGUGUCAUGUUCCUGGCCACAGCGGAGGGUUUCCUGCACAAAGCCGUGGAGCUGCCUGGGGGUCCCCACAUCGUGGAGAGCAUCCAGCUCUUCAGGACACCAGAGCCGGUGAAGAACCUACUGCUGGCCCCAGGGAAGGGCAUCCUCUACGUGGGCUACUCUGGUGGCGUCCUCCAAAUCCCGUUGGCCAACUGCAGCCUGCACCGGAGCUGUGCCGAGUGCAUGCUAGCGCGGGACCCGUACUGCGCCUGGAACAGCCUCGAGGGCUCCUGCCAGCCCACCCGCGCCGCCACCGCCAAGGACAGGAGCGCGUGGCUGCAGGACGUCGAGGCGGGGAGCCCAGCCACCAUGUGCCACCGCGGGAGGAGCGUGGCCAUGCCCCGAGCCUGGGGGGGACAGGAGGAUCCUGCCGCACAUAAGUUGAGCCCCCCGCUUAACGCCAUGGUCCACCUGCUGUGUCCGCGCCGCUCCGCUCUGGCCAACUACAGCUGGCAGCAGCCCGGGGGUCCGGGGGCCCAGGGAAACACGGAGCUGCUGCCUGACCACACGCUGGUGGUCAUAAUGCAACGGGGGACCGCUGGCACCUACAAGUGCCAGGCCACUGAGAACGGCUACACCUGGACCGUGGCUCAUUACCAGCUACAGGACCCCAGUGGGGCAGCCCCCCAGUCAGACGAGCUGGCUGAGGAGGGGUUGGCCAGGGGGACCUCAGCCCCCGGCACCCCCCGGUCUUACUGGCCCCAGUUUGUCACUGUCACUGUGCUGCUGGCCGUGACGCUGGCUGCUGCCGCCUGCCUGGCCCUCCUCGCCUACCACGACCAGCUCAAAGCCAGGAGCAAGGUGCGGGGGUGCAGCACACCCCACAGCCCCUCAUCCCAGCACCGGGAGAAGGUACCCCUCAACGGGGAGACUGGAGACCCCCCAGCACCUGUGGUCCCCACCGAGCAGGAGGAAGGUUCCUGCGCUUGCUGCCUCCAGCUCGAUGGGGACAUCGAUCCUGAUAACAACACGCUCCAUGUCCCGGCAGGGGACACGGCGUGAUGCCACCGCCGGGUUGGGGAGACUGUGGGGAGGCAAUGGGGGGGUGUGGAAUAUGAAUGUGAAGGGGUUUGUUUGGUUUUUUUUUUUUAAUUUAAUACACGUGUUUUAAUACAAGGUAAUAUUUUGGGGUAGUGGUGAGGGGCAGCAGGGUGGGAUGGGCCCGUGGGGAGGCAGCAAGGGGGUGAGAUGAGGCAAGGAGGAGGGAUGCGGGGAGAAUAGGGAGCAAGGGAAGGGCAUGGGGACAGGGGAAGGACGUGGACACAGAGGAGGGACGUAGCCGUGGGGGAAAAGAUACGGGGCCAAAGGCAGGACUUGGCCAUGGGGCAAGGACGUGGGGCGAGGACGUGGGGCGAGGAUGGGCAGAGUUGGUGGAUGCUGGCACUAGUGUCGCCCCAGGAAAAAAACCCUGGGAUCCAUAAAAGCUCCAAAAGGGAGAAAAGCUGAACCUGGAUGGGGUCCGUGGGCCAACCCUGCAGGCACCCACCCUGCACUGCCAGACCUCCCCACCCCACUCCCACCUACCUGGGUGCUGGGGGGGACACACACCUCAUCACCCUGACCCUGGACAGCCAUGGUGGUGGAACCCCCCACUUCUCACCAGCUGCCCCCCCCAGGGUUGGCCCCUGCUGCUUUUUUGACGACAUUGAGCCUUUUUUUUUUUUAAGAUGAACCAGUUGUAAAUUUUUCUGCUCUUGUAUACUUGCUUUUUUUAUUAAAAAGGAAAAGCUACC